This is a messenger RNA of Lactuca virosa, 717 nucleotides long. The record is from the annotation of a GenBank genome assembly. Lineage: Eukaryota; Viridiplantae; Streptophyta; Magnoliopsida; Asterales; Asteraceae.
AUGCAGAACUUUCUUCAAGGUCUCGAUCGCAGAGAAAUGGAAACAUUAGUUAGGCGACGUGAUGUUGAAGAGUGGAUGAGACACAAGAAUUUACCAGAAAACCUACGAAGAAAAGUUCGAGAGUCGGAGUAUUUUAAUGGGGCUGCUACCCAAGGGAUUGAUGGAGAAAUGCUAAUGCAGAAUUUACCUGUAGACUUGCAAAGAGAUGUUCGCCAUCACCUCUUUAAGUUUUUCAAGAAAGUCCGGAUUUUUGCGUAUAUGGAUGAACCACUUUUAGAUGCAAUAUAUGAAAGGUUAAGGAAAAAGACAUACAUUAAAGGAGGCAAAGUUUUAUAUAUAGGUGGGGUUGUGACGAAAAUGGUUUUUAUUGCAAGAGGGAAGCUGGAGAGCAUAGUAGAAAAUGGGAAUAAAGUUCCAUUGUCAGAAGGCGAUGUAUGCGGUGAAGAACUUCUCAUAUCGUACUUCGAACAUUUCUUUGGUAAUGGAAAAAGAUUGAUUAGCAACAGAACGGUGAAAUGCUUAUCGAAUGUGGAGGCAUAUGUUAUUUUGCCUGCAGAACUUGAUGAAGUAACCAACCUUUUUUGUGAAUACUUCAGGAAUCCUCGUGUUCAGCAUGCCAUAAGGAACCAAUCCCCAUACUGGCGAAGCAGGGCAGCAUACACUAUCCAGGUGGCAUGGAGAUGGUAUAAGAAGCGCCAACGUUGUGCAAAAACCUAA